AUGGAGGGAGACGUUCAAGCGGCUGCCGAAGGAGCGCCGCUCCCUGUUGCGGAAAGCGGGUCGGAAAUUGUCAGGAAUCGUUUUCCAGAUGCAACGGCGGAUAGUGGAGAUGGACUUUGGGGGGAAAAGCAGCAGAAUUUGGAGGCAGCUUCCGGCCGGAACUCUGUCAGUGAGGUGACUUCCGCGAUCUUCCCAAAUAGAGAGAAGCGUCACUUCUAUGCAGAUCAACAGGAGAAAGUACAAGGCGGAAAGAGCAUUUCGAUGUUUCACACGGCUCUAGAAAGCUUCGUAUUCUACCUGUAUUUGGCGGUUGUGCCAGGGUGGAUAGGUUGUUGCCUCGCCAAGGUGCCGCCGUUUGCGUUCUGGGCGCCCUCUAUUGUCGGAGCAGGUGCCUUCUGGAGUGCACUGAAUAUAUGGGGACUCCUUUUCUCACAGGGAGCUGUUGUAGAUCCGUAUUCAGCGCUCAUCAGUUCGUGGGCAGAGAUGAGUCUGGCCAAGCACAGAGGUCAGCUGUUGAGCGAGGAAGAGAGGGGUUCUCGUGGAGCAGAGGCGGCAUCAUCCACAGUACUCUACAACAGCAGGCGAAACACUGGUGACAUGGUCAAAAUCUUCAUUGCUACAUUAGGUGCGGCGUCACUGGUGGGGGUUGUCAUGCAAGUACUCUUACCCGGUCACCUACCUUAUGGCCCGCCGAUAACGAUGCAAAUUUACAGCGAUAUUCAGUCUCCAGCCACUAAGAAACUCAUAGAGUCUUCAGACAGUAGCCACGCUGGGUUGUCUUCCUCCUUGUUCACGUCGCUUCUAACGCCGCUGCCAAUACACUUACAAAAGGAGGCAGCAAGAAUAGUGAGCGUCUGUCUCUCAUCGAUGGCUGACUUGGUCGUGGUCUUCAGCAGGAUCAUCGUUGGAUAUGCUUGGGCUGCGAGCACUUGGCUGUUGCCCGCAAAACAUCAGGAGCUACUUCUACAAUCAGAGAUGUUUGGGCCAACAUUCGCGGGGCAGAGUGCGGCCGAUGGAGGGUUCGCUGACAUUGUGCAUCGCAUUGGCGUUUCUCCCCCAGGAGGCAGUUUCGAAAUGCUCCUAUGGUUCAGCAGGGUCGUCGACGUGUUCUUGGGGGAGUGCUGCUUCAGCUGCCUGAAUUACAUGGCACAAGCCGCAGACAUCUCAAUGCGGAAAAUCACACGAAAGGGACAAAUAACGGUUACCGGCCUCGGCUUCAUCUGCUUGAAUGUCGGAACCCUGGCGUAUUUAGUCGGCAGCCCCUUCUGCCGAGUUACAGGUGGUCCUUGGCUUAACCCAUGCUUCGCAGCUAUGGUUAUGAUCUGUCGGCGCGAUUUCUUCGCCAUCUUCAUUCUCCUCACUGCUGGCUUUUGGGGGGCCUUUUUUGCCAGCUCCCUUGUGAAACCGACUGUCCGAAAAGUGCCCGUCGACGACAGGCGACAAAUAGUGACCCGAGCUCCAACAUGGGAAGACAAGCCCGAAAACAGGAAAAAAGAGGAGUGAUUAUAGUCGCGUGAAGUAUGCAAGACCAAUUGAAAUGUUCAAAAGAAGAAUGCAUGCUCCUGACAGUCCGGCUGUCAACAAGCGCAGCAGCACCAAGAGAAUGACCCCGUUUAUCCAAAUUGCUUCCACUUACCUGUCCUGAUAUAAGACACGCAUCACAUUGGCAUUGUGCAUUCCGUAGAUCGUGUGAACUGGACCAUCUGCCGUGACGGUUUCGCGUUUCAUCUUCGGCGAGAGAAAUGCGUAAGGCACCUUCGAUCGGCAGCGAUUCUCACGAGGAUGUCACAACGCGAUUGGCCUUCAGCGUUGAGUAGCAGACUUUUUCUUGGCUGUCAGAUAGUAUGUGCCUUCUGAAUUGUGGCUUAUAAGCUAUGGUGCGCGGUUUAGAUUGGCGUUUGAUGCACAGACCGUUCCUGCGUGGCAGACUCUUUCCGCCGCAAUAGCUUUUGCGC
Toxoplasma gondii ME49 is the source of this 1955-nucleotide messenger RNA. RefSeq lists its product as hypothetical. The transcript has 3 exons. Lineage: Eukaryota; Apicomplexa; Conoidasida; Eucoccidiorida; Sarcocystidae. The record is from RefSeq and is a predicted model, not a curated record. Bases 1 to 1503 code for a protein of 500 amino acids.